Sphaeroforma arctica JP610 is the source of this 1300-nucleotide messenger RNA. RefSeq lists its product as hypothetical. Bases 1 to 1062 code for a protein of 353 amino acids. The transcript has a single exon. The record is from RefSeq and is a predicted model, not a curated record. Lineage: Eukaryota; Ichthyosporea; Ichthyophonida.
AUGCGCCGCUCACACAGUGGAAGAGCAAUGGCUGGGCAAAGGGUCAAAGAAAAUCCGUUGGAAACCGCGGUUCCGCGGUCGCGUCCGCACCGAGCUAAUGUCUACCGCCGACGUGCGUCUCUGCAGAGGCGAGAGUCUACGAAUUCUUCAUUCAAUCCAUUCGGCCGUGAUUCACACGCUCAUCUCGACAACUCACCCAUCUCGCUUACUUUGGACGACACAAAUUAUCAAGUUGCCACGCCUAGUGAGCAUACGUCGCAGAUACACACAUUCACUACUGCACAAAAAUCAGCACAAGAACUUUCACUUACCAAGGUUGCAAAAGGCGUCAAGGAAAACGCUUUGACUGGCCGGGGCAUACGAAUGUCUUCUGGGAACGCCGACAAACCGUGCUUGAACCCCGCCUUACUCAUUGAUGGAGAAUGUGGAACAACCUCCGACAGCUGGCAGAGUUUGCAUGAUGCAGAUAUUCAAAAUCCGAGUGGAAUGCUUUUAGAUUCUAUUAUCGAAAGCGGCGAGUACAUUACUUCACUUGAAAAUACAAAAGAUGAUUCUGUUGCAAGGCAAGCGGUGUCAGAUGCAGCGGAAGAGUUGGAACUACGAACCGAAGCAAGUAACAUCAUACUUAGCACGGCGAAUGCCAUCUCGUUUCUGGCAAAAGUAACGGAGAAAACGGUCAAUACCGACUCCCAAUUAUCUUCAAUAUCGCGCACGAGUACGAACUCAUCUACGAUGAACGGUUUUGACAACCAAUUUUAUUCAAUGGGCAGUACAGAAAGGCUGUUUUCGGGCCGCUCAGAGUCCACUGCGAAUAAUGAGACCGAUAUGGACUACACACAAGAUAUCUCUUUAUUUGCAGGUGUAUCCAGUUUCCCCGCGAACGACAUGGUGUCGCCCGCUGUUGACGAUACAGCAUUCUGUACUUGGAUUCCUGACAAAUUCGACUUUGAUGACAUUAUUGAUGCUUCCGAGUACGUGUUUGCCACCAACUUUCGCGAUGCGGAACUCAAUCAAAAUAUGAAAUCUGAACAGGACGUUACCCCGAUCGCUGAUUCGGUGUGACAGCAACAUAAAACGGCGAUCCAUCCAGGGAGGGCUUUGAGAAUUGUUGCGAAAUACUGACAACGCCAUGUCUCUUGUAACUUUCAGCAAGCUGAAAGUUUUGACUGGUGUAGAAUAAAUUCGCAAGCAUCUCUGACUAGACUAGCAAGCAUCAUUGACGAAUCACGUCCACAAGAAAAUAUAAUAAAGGAAGACCAGAAAUCGGUUUGAAAAUAGUAACUCCGCUCGUUAGCAGUAG